Messenger RNA from Mollisia scopiformis, 2769 nucleotides. RefSeq lists its product as uncharacterized. The transcript has 3 exons. The record is from RefSeq and is a predicted model, not a curated record. The coding region runs from base 356 to 2530 and encodes 724 amino acids. NCBI's taxonomy places the organism in Eukaryota, Fungi, Ascomycota, Leotiomycetes, Helotiales, Mollisiaceae.
AACUCUGCUUAAUCAGAAGCCCUGCCCUUUCAUGAGUUCAACAAAAUACAGAAUAAAGUUUUGGAUGCAAAUGCUGAACGUAGGAUGGCUAUUGCACUCUCGCGUUCAAAAGCCAAUGAGAGGCGGUCAAGGCGCUGGCACUUGCGAUCCAUGCACAGCCCCAUGGAUAGCCUCAUGCAUAGAUACGGCGUGGUACUUGGUUCACAAGUACGCCUAGCUCAACAAACUUCACUUCGAAAUUUCUCUUCAUGUCUACAAACUAACUCCACGACAAGCCGUCCGUCUACAUUCGCACUGGAAGAUGAAUCAUUGCGACUCUGGCUUUCCCAGCACUGCUUGAUCACCGCGAGACUCUAUGUCUCACUCGACAACUAAUCAAGUCAUACCUCGCAAGGCUGUCCCGACCACUGCUUAUACACCGUUGAAUUAUUCCGAGAAUGUCGAACAUCAGAGAAGUCAUGAGACAAGCCCAACAGACAUCCGGAAGGAACAUCGUCCUAAGGGUGAGGUCAAAGAACCCUUUCUUCAGAGCCAAAGCCAUUCUCUAAGGGAUGGUGUCUCGCCAGAGAAACUCGUCAAAUGGGGGAUACAUUGGAGUACGCCAGUUUUCAUAUUGAUUUCAGUUCUAGCGGGUGUCGGGUUUGCUUUGGGUCAUCACUUCUACUAUGCAUCGUUGGAUGGCACGACUGCUGGGUCCUCGUCCCGUCAACAAUGGUCGACAAGAUUCGGCACAGCCUUCGCAUUCUUGGUAGUUGCUGCUCUCAAGACCACAAGUGAUCUCAGUUACAAUCAGUACAUUUGGACACUUGUUCGUCGAAAAUCAUUCCCUCUUGGAUCUUUGGAUAAGAUGUUCUCCUUAACCUCAAAUCCAAUGGGGUUUCUCAGUUUCCAUCUGACCAGACAUGCAAAGAUCGGGGUCUUCAUAGCCCUGAUUAGUUGGUUGACAGCUCUCGCGGGUGUAACACCACCUGGUACCCUAUCUGUUGUCCCUAAUCUUCUCAACGAGACACGACUCACGUCUUUGGCUUCGCCAAAUUGGAAUUCCGCCGCAUUCUUCAAUAAUUUUACAUUAGUUGAGCCAUCCUUCAGAAUCAUGGCGAUGGCAACCCAAGUAGCUGACAGCAUGGCUAUCACGCCUUUGACGCCACCCCAGCCCAACUCCUCAUUUACGCUGAACUUCUACGGGCCGUCCUUGCAAUGUUCGGCUGCAAACAGCACCCAGCAACCCGCUUUCGACUAUUACACAAAUGCCAUCGGGGCAGGCGCGAACAGCAAUGGACAAUACCCUACCUUAACGAAGUCUACCUUCGAGAACGGAAAUCUCACUCUCAACUUCACUGGCGAGCAAGCCGGCCCCUACAUGGCUGUCCUAUCCGCAUUUGCGCCUUAUGAGGGCAGCCAAGGGUGGUUUAGAGGUGACACUAGUAAUACUUUGACUUACAGCCCCAUUUCGUCAAGCCAGACUGAUCAAUACAACAAUUGGGAUGUUGAUUUUCCGUUCAACGACGUAGACUUUGAACCCCAAUACACUCACACGCAACAACUAUGGCUCUUGACAUCAACGGAUCAAUACGUGUGCAUCUUGGGUAACGCAUCAUAUACUGCAGAGCUCGAAUUUACGAAUGGCGUUCAAACCAAAGUGGCAUAUACCACCAAUGACUUUGUUCCAAUCUACAUGAACGAGCCAGAAGGUAUUGGAGCCACCACUCUUCCAGCAGACACGCUCUCUUACAUGUCUCUCUUCAUUGCACUUACGAGUCUGAUCAGCGGAAAUGUCACGCUCGGCACUACGCCGCCGUACAACACACUUCCUGGAUCCACAAGUGUCAAUAUGCAAAUCUGGGAUUCUUCCAGUAGAUCACUCAUGACUGGGCUCAGCGCUUGCGAUGACUUCACGAACAACUUUUUCAUCAACAACCCAAUUGCUAUUGGUGGCAACGAAAGCACCGCCAGAGAAACACCAGUUUUCUGGAACUCCUCGCUCAACGAUAGACACGAUCUCCCCUUAGUGGGCGCACAGGACCUCUUCAAUAAACCAGACUGGAUGUGUCGGAAUCGAAGCAUCGCACUUGCCGUAGAGGACCUCGCAGGUAAUAUCACUAUGAGCAUGCUGAGUUCUUCUGACCUCACAUCUCAAAACUCCACAAACGUGCCUGUGUUAUAUGCUACUACUCGCAAUGUAUACCAAUACAAUUCUCGAAACCUCAUCAUUUCCUACAGCAUAGCCAUAUUUUUCGCGCUCAUCUCUCUCUGCGUUGGUUUUUAUAGCGUCCUAGCGAAUGGUGUUGUUCAUUCCACCGCCUUCUCCGCUAUGAUGGCGACGACUCGUAACUCGGAGCUGGAUAUGCUAUCGACGGGACACUCUUUGGGUGCUGUUCCACUCGCCACUGAGAUGUCUGGAGUGAAAUUACGAUUUGGGGUGUUAGUGAAGAAUGGAGUGGUAGAGGAAGAUCGGGAUGGUGCAAGGCAUAUAGGGUUUGGAUUUGAAGAGGAUGUCUUGCAAUUGAGGAAAGGGGGAAAGUACUUUUGAGAGAUUUACGGCGAUAUGAGAAGCGCUUUCCAUGGAAGUAAUAAGAAACCAUAUUAGGUUUUCUACGACGAUGCCUCUCUUUUACCACCGUCAAUUGUUGUUGCCCAUGUCCCGAUACGAUGUUCCUCAAUGCCGCCCCAUGCAAGACCGUCAAAUAAGGUUAAAUUUAAGGUUGUGUAGGGGGCGGGCCGCGAUCUUAGCAAGCGACCAUAAGCAUUAAUGAAGGUCUAGACUUGGCC